AUGGAAAGCCCGAGAAACAUCUCAGAAUUCAUUCUUCUAGGACUUUCACAUGACAAAAACAUACAAAUAUUUUGCUUUGUGCUCUUCUUAUUCUGUUAUGUUGCUCUGUUGGUAGGAAAUCUUCUGAUCCUCAUCUCCAUUCGAUGCAGCCCUCUUUUUCACCAACCCAUGUAUUAUUUCCUCAGCCACUUAUCCUGUAUGGACAUCUGCUACACCUCUAGCAUUACACCCAAAUUAAUUGCUGACCUACGAGGAGGGACAAAAACCAUCUCCUACAGUAAUCGCUACGUUGCCAUCUGCAAACCUCUCCACUACAUGCUUAUCAUGAACAAGACAAGGUGCAAUCUUCUCGUCUUGGCUGCUUGGGCUGGUGGGGCCCUCCAUUCUUUUCCUCAGUUUUCAAUGGCAAUCCAGUUGCCAUUUUGUGGACCUAAUGAAAUUGAUCACUAUUUUUGUGAUAUCUUCCCUUUGCUGAAAGUCGCCUGUACUGACACCUACAUCACUGGUGUUCUUGUCGUUGCCAAUUCAGGUAUGGUUGCCUUAGUGACCUUCGUUGUCUUAUUUGUUUCUUAUGUCAUUAUAUUGCUUAGUCUAAGACAUCACUCGGCUGAGGGAAGACACAAAGCCCUCUCCACCUGUGGGUCCCAUAUCACUGUGGUCAUCUUAUUUUUUGGCCCUUCUAUCUUUGCCUACCUUCGCCCUCCGACCACUUUCCCCGAGGACAAAGUAUUUGCUCUAUUUUAUACCAUCAUUGCUCCAAUGUUCAAUCCCUUAAUCUAUACUCUGAGAAAUACAGAGAUGAAAAACGCCAUGAGAAACGUUUGGUGUCAAACAUUAUUUUCAAUGAAAGCACACAAUUAA
Messenger RNA from Suricata suricatta (meerkat), 861 nucleotides. RefSeq names its product olfactory receptor 4P4-like. NCBI's taxonomy places the organism in Eukaryota, Metazoa, Chordata, Mammalia, Carnivora, Herpestidae. The transcript is spliced from 2 exons. The record is from RefSeq and is a predicted model, not a curated record. The coding region runs from base 1 to 861 and encodes 286 amino acids. Gene Ontology annotation, biological process: G protein-coupled receptor signaling pathway. Gene Ontology annotation, molecular function: G protein-coupled receptor activity; olfactory receptor activity. Gene Ontology annotation, cellular component: membrane.